GAUGUCCUUUUCGUUGCACGCAUUUCUGCACCUGCCACAAGCAGAAACGCUGGAGAUAAACAAUAAAACAGAAGCGGAUUAAGGAAGUUUCACGAACCUUCAUCACUGAAAUAUAAAAAAAAACGAGUCAGCUGUUCUGUACAGGACUGGCUCGCUAUCUCCGGCCUAAACAUGCACAUGUCCGGGCCUUUGGUUUUGUUUUGGGUGGGUUUAUGCGCGGCUCUUUUGGGGGACCGAGUCCUGGGGGUAUCGCCGGGUAAACCCGAAGAGAGUAAGACUGGUAAUGAGUCGCUGGUUCACGGCAACAACACAACGAAUUCCACGGGUAGUGGCGGUUUUUUUUCAAAUCUGGACAACUCUGUGAUCAAAAGAGCCUUUUGCGUGUUGACUGGAAUCACCGCCACCGCGGUAUUGUAUUUCGUAAUCAGAGCAGUGAGGUUGAAGAAGGCUCCUAAGAAGAAGUAUGGGCUGCUGUCCAGCUACGAUGACACUGUGGAAAUGAAACACCUGGAGGAGAGUGAUGACGAUGACACAGUGUACGAGGCCAGGCGCCUGAGGAGGUGAGAGGACAGGUGAGUGACCCUGAGCACCGAAAGAAGACUGGAAACAUUAUUCCCAGUGAUUUAUAUUUUUGUACUGCUGAAUGGUUCAAUUUCUAAGAACACAAAGGCAAUCUUUUAAAAUUGUGUUUAUCUCCUAAUAUUUGUAUUUAAUGGUAAAAUGGGGAACAAUUAAAUUGAAAGUGACCAAAAACAAAACGCCUAUGGCAUUCAGGUUGAAUGACAAGUUAUUUUUACUAGUCCAUUAAUAACCAGUGGAAUGCAUUCAGCACCAUCAGUCAUCUUUUAAAAAGUUGGUGCAAAAAGACUUUGCAAAUCGAUCACAUUUCUGUUAACAGAUAAAACUCCAUUGCAUGUCCUGUAGACAAAUUCAAUUCCACAUGCAUGGAGAUUUAUUUGAAAAGAUUUAUAUGUAAAACCGUAAAAGAAUAUGCUUUUGCAUCCUUCUUAAAGCUUAUGUGCGCAACCUUAAAAAAAAAAAAAGUGUUGGCGACACGAGGCUUAAAUAUACACAAACACUGCUCCCUCGAAAUUACACUUUUCAGUAUUUUUACGAAUUUUAGUCAGAAUGUGUUGACAGCACAUUAGGCCUAUUUUACAGUAAAAGAGCCCUUCACUAAUUAACCGUUUUCAAUAUUUCAUUUUUUUUUUUUGUUUGAUGGGACUUAGUAUUGCUCGAAUAUCAAACCACUUGCAUUCAUGUUUAACACGAAUUUGAAAAUACUUACUAUAGACCACAAGAGGGCAGCAACAGUAUAGUGUUAGAAUAUAGACUAACAUUUGCAUUGUGACCAAACUGAUGAACAAAUAGACACUAGCCUCUACAACUAGUGUGUAGUGUAUUAACUCUUUCAUGCCUGAAUUCAAAUGCAAUGUGGAGAUGUCUCUUCAAUAUUUUUGUCAUAUUUCUUGUCAUAGUAGCCUUUUUUUUAGUUAAUGCUUGUUUAAACAUUAAGCAUAAAGCUUAGUGGUUCUCAGUUGCUCCACUAUUGUGUUUAAAUAUUUUUCUCUGUAUGUGUCUCUAACUAGCUUUGACUGCCUGCAUGUUCUCAUUCCAAAAUGUUAUGUGGAUGCUUUUAUCAACCAAUCAAAGAAACAUUUGUGAUUUAAUUUGUUAAGUUUCUUUUCGCGUUUUCUACGUUUUGGCACAAUCAAGUGUUUCCUAGUUUCGGGUGGCAAAGCUUUUAUUAUAUAUAGAGAUCUGCUGAAGGGCAUGACAUUUUGGAGCAUAGAAAAGAAAGCUGGCCAUAGUGAGCUUUAAAGUUAGCUGAACACUUCAUGAGACAUUCUAGAGGAAAAAAAGAUUCAAACUCAAUGAAAAUGAUUACACAAAGCAGAGGGGAAGGGAAAUGUGUAAAGCACAUUCAAGAACAGUAAAAGCAUGUACUCUUUAAAGGUUAAGUAGCUUGCAAUUUCAUGUACUUUCUCCUAACUUUUUAUGAUGAUUCUAAACAUUGAGUUGUUCUGGCAGCUAGGAUUCAACAUAACAAUUAUGCGGCUUCAGCAUUUAAGCAACAGAAUUCGGGACUAAUUAGAACAGUUGUAAACAUCAUUAAAAAAAAGCAAUGUCUGCUUUAGUCAGUAUUGUCAAAAUACACGAGAGAACUGAGUUCCAUUAUAAUGGCUAAUUCCAUACCAGUCUCUGAAUCUGUAGGUUUAUUUUUGAUACAUUGAGGGUCAUGGACCUGCGAUAUGCAUUUGAUUAUCAAGACAUAGUUUUUGUUUUACAAAGCAGCGUGGUGACGAUUGCUUUCUGCGGUUGCUUGCUGUCACGUGCUGUUUGUUCUUUCUUUAUAGUUUGCUGUAUGUUAGGAUUCUGUUAAUUUUUAAUUUCAUUAAAUUUGGAAAAUGUCUGGUACCCUUAUUAUACAAGGAUUGAUUUGAUCACCCUUUACCCUGAUAAGCCACAGCUGGGUCUUUUUAGAGCAUUUUACAGCAUGGGAAUCCUCCUGGAUUUCAUGAAAAUUAGCUCGAUGCAAUGCAGGGUACUCUGUGGUGCUGCAAAAUACACUAAAAGUCAGGUAUAGGUUGAUCAAAUCAGCCCCUAAACGUUAGUUAUUGGUUCCACAAUAAGAUUAUACUGCAGUAUGCCAAAUUGAUGUAGCGAGAGAGAAGUAAUUUCAAACUUUCUAGCAAAUCACCAAAAAAAUAAUAAUAAUAAUCUGAAACUGCAAAGUUUGUACAAUUUUUUUUAAAAGAAAAAAAAUGUAUAAACCAUUUUUAAUUCAGAACUUUCUUGGCAUAAAAUCACUUUGGGUCCAGAUUGAUAAAAGCAUAUCUCUGGUAAGUUAAUUUAAAAGUGUAAUUGUAUUGUUUUUGUUUGUUUUUUUGGUUCACUGCUAUUGUUUUGGAUAAAUGCUUUGUUUACAAUCUCAUUUUCAAUAAAAAGACAUUUUAGGGUAAAUUGAGAAGAGAAAUGUAUAUUAAAGCAUACAUAAGUAGCUUUAAUGUCAUGUUAACUGCUUUAAAAAAAAAAAAAAAAAAAAAACACGAUGUGCUUCUUAUUGUGUGGUGUUUGCAGUCAUUCCGAGCUGAUCCGGGUUCUGCUCCAGUAUGCAGUUAAUAUUUUUCUCCAUCUGCCUGGCCUGGGUUUGAGUUGUCUGGAGAAUCCUAAAUGCCGAGACCGAACAGCCUCCCACAUUAAUGAGUAGGUGAUUCCUGCAGAGUUUAAAAAUCACGUGAUUUGAAUGGAAUGAGAGAGGAUGUUCAGUACCAGCAUUUAGGAUUCUCCAGACAAUCUCAAUGCCGGGCUGAAUUGGAGAUAAUGGGUCAAUAUUGGAGCAACAGGAUAAAGACAUAGUCAGGAUAAUUUUAAACAGACUUUAAAAUGACAUUUAAAGCUACUUAGUCCUUAAGAUAAGCAGUUCUCUGUUGCCUUAUGUUUACUGUGUGUGUGUGUGUGUGUUUGUGUUUGUCAGUGGGGGUUGAGUGGAACUAUGCAUGGGAUAAGAGACCAAAUACUGUAACUGAUCAAGGAUAUACACUGUUAAUGGGCACCAGGGGGUUUUAUAUGGUAAACUCACUCGAGUCCUCAUGCAAGGUGGUGGGAUGAGCUAAUUUUUGCUGAACACCAGCAAUGCUUAUCGUACAUAACUGAACCAUUGCUUUCUUAAUAAAAUUGGUUUCGUCUUUAAAA
Polyodon spathula (Mississippi paddlefish) is the source of this 3696-nucleotide messenger RNA. RefSeq names its product protein FAM174C-like. NCBI's taxonomy places the organism in Eukaryota, Metazoa, Chordata, Actinopteri, Acipenseriformes, Polyodontidae. Bases 172 to 564 code for a protein of 130 amino acids. Gene Ontology annotation, cellular component: extracellular region. The transcript is spliced from 3 exons. The record is from RefSeq and is a predicted model, not a curated record.